GACCACUUUUACAAGCUUUAUUGUGCUCUGUUAGUGCAUAUACUUAAUAUCUUUGCUCCUUAACUGGAGUUGAUUUUGAAUUAAAGGUUGAGUUUGAGUUGAAUUUUAGAGAAGCAAUCAAGAUGGUGGUGUCCUUCCAGGUCUUCAAGAAGAGCUCCCUCAACGGCAAGGUGCACAUGUACCUCACCAAGCGGCAGAUCCGGGACUUUGUGACGCACGCUGAAGACAUCGAGGGAGCGGUGCUCAUAGACCCAAGUUUCGUGGGCGACCGCAGGGUCUACGCACAGGUUGUGCUCAGGUUCAGGUUCGGGCGUGAGGACGAUGAGACCAUGGGUCUGAACUUCACCAAGACCCUCUGUGUGGAGACCAAGCAGGUCUACCCUCCCGUAGAGGAGCAUCACGCCACCGAAAUCCAGGUAAGCAGCGUGAGUCUGCACAUCGAGCGCGUGCAGAGCCUCCCCAGCGAUGAGCUCACCAAGCCUCCCCCACACGGGUCCAUCACCAGGAACUUCCUGACGUGCUCUGGUACAGUGACGGUAGAAGUAUCGUUAGACGCGCCCGUCUACCGUCAGGACCAGGACGUAACUAUCAGCGUUAACGUCAUCAAUAAGACGUCGAAAGACGUCAAGAAACUCAAGGUCAAAGUCAUGCAGCUGAGCGAAGUGCCGAUGUUCAGCCACACGCAGCGGCGGGAGAAGACGCUCAGCAAGGCGGAGGAGGCGCUGCUGCUGCCCCCUGGUGCCUGCACCCAGAGGGCCAUCACCCUGGUGGCCCUAGUGCCCCCAAAACGGGCACAGGGCAUGGUCUUCCUGCAGGGGUCACUGACGCAGACGUCGUCAGGUGCGUCGCUGGCGCAGACGACGUUGCUGCCGAGCGACGUGUGCCGCAGUGACGUCUUUGGCAUCCUCGUCUCAUACAUCGUCCGCGUCAAGGCCUAG
Molecule: messenger RNA, 938 nt
Organism: Hyalella azteca
Lineage: Eukaryota; Metazoa; Arthropoda; Malacostraca; Amphipoda; Hyalellidae
Product: phosrestin-2
Exons: 7
Coding region: 123-938 (271 amino acids)
Biological process (GO): signal transduction; G protein-coupled receptor internalization
Cellular component (GO): cytoplasm
Molecular function (GO): G protein-coupled receptor binding
Source: RefSeq, a predicted model, not a curated record